Molecule: messenger RNA, 1529 nt
Organism: Rhagoletis zephyria (snowberry fruit fly)
Lineage: Eukaryota; Metazoa; Arthropoda; Insecta; Diptera; Tephritidae
Biological process (GO): apoptotic process
Source: RefSeq, a predicted model, not a curated record
UAGGCUGAGGUAUCGAAAAAAUCUUUCGAUAUACUGCACAUAUUCGCGAUGUAAAAAAUUUGCACUCCUAACAACGCGGUGAAGAUUUUAUUGCGAAAUUGUGUGUUGCUCUGUGGCGUCGGGAAAAUAAAAGUGUAAAUAAGCGUAAAAUAAUCAAUUUCUGUGCUAUAUUAUUGUAAAAGACGUUGUUGUUUUUAUUUUUUCAGUCCUGGUUGACAUUUUCAUGGAAACACCCAUAUGUCACUAUUCACAUCUGAUAAGAGGAUAUGGUCCCCUUAAACAUUUAUGGACCAUGCGCUUUGAACACAAACAUCAAUAUUUUANUUUUUAAAAAAUAUCUAAAACGAUGAAAAAUUUUAAAAAUGUAUCUUUAACUCUUUCUGAAAAACAUCAGCAAAUGCAAGCCAACCUUUUUGAAACCAGAUUUCAAUUAAAAAUUGUUCGCAAUAGUUACGAAUUUAUUUCUGAAAACAUGUUUAAUUUUAAUUUAUCCCCAAGUUUUACACUCGUUACAAAACAAAUUAAAUUCCAUGGCACAGAAUACAAAGAAAUCCAUUUCAUUGUCAUUGAUUCUGACGACCUGGGCAAUAUUACAGUCCUUAAAAUUAACUCAAUAUUUUUGGACGCUAACUGCGAAAAUGCAGUAUAGUGUAAUAAACUUAGUUGAUAUCCUAAUUAAAAAUCCAGUUCACGUUUUGUAUGUAAAAAAUAAAUAUUAUCUUUCUUUAUUCUCAACAUUUGUCGAAAAGAAAGAUUAGAAUUAAUGUAAAUAACGCUUUUUUCUUAAAAUAUAUACUUACAUGCAUAAAUAAGCACAUAUAACAUGUAUAUUAUAGUUAGAGCUACCCAUAUAUAUAUUCGUAAAUAAUAAAGUACAUACAUAAUUGCAAUGGCUGAGUACGUGUGCAAGGUAUGGAGCGCUGAUAGACGUACCAAAAAAACGUUUAUGACUUUAGCAUCUACGGAUACAUUAAUACAAGCAGCACUUAAUUUUGAUAUUAAAGGGUCCAAAAUAGUCUUAGAGUCCGACGGAACCGAAGUUUGUGGUGAAGCAGUCCUGGAGCAUUAUUUAAAACAAAAUGAAACUUUGAUGAUCAUAGAUAAUGAAGAAUGGUGCGAGAGAGCAGAAAGCAGUACUUCAGCAGCGGCACUUCAAAGAGGCACUCUUGAGCAAACUAAUUCAAAAAAUGGCGGAGAAGACAAUUACAUAACAUAUCUCUUUAUUGAAAAAACAAUUAUAUUUCAGAAUACUGGAGCGAUAACACUUCUCCCCUUUUUAAAACAAAUCAUACACAUUUUCUAUGUAUUUAUGUAAUUUAAUUUUUCCUGCGGAAAUAUCAGAAAACAAUGGAGUUCUUUGUAAGAAAUUUGUAUAAGUAUUAUCCGCCCUGUACUCGAGUUGCGAAGAAAAACAAAUAAUUCACAGGAGGUCAAUAAUUUAAUUGUCAAGCUAACCAAUUUUAAAUGAUUUAAAUAAAACUUCGUGUGUAAGUUAUACAUAUGUACAUAUGUAUAUAUGUAAGUGUAUA